UAGAAUUUUCGAGGCAACCCGUACCAAGUGGGAAAUUUUUGCGUGUGUAUUAGUGAAAAUCUUAAGAUUGGUUACUUGUAGAUUUACACAAUGAUUAAUUUCAACAGCUGUUAAAUCUAGACUUAAUAAUGUUUACUAUAUAUAAUCACUGUAAUUUUAUUGCAUUAAAUGCAUAUUUUUGGUACUAUUGAAUAAUUAUAAAUCAUAAUGGAAUUCUUUCGAAACAUGUGCCGAGUUUGUUUAAGGGUGGAAGGUUCAGUAUCACUCAUUAAUUGGAAUCAAUCCGUCCAUAUCGAAGAUUUGAACGAAAGUUUAUCGUAUUCAGAAUGUUUUCAGCACUGCACUCAAUUGAAUUUAAAUAAUGAAAGUCGUGGAAAUGAACAUUCGAUGAGUAUAUAUGAAAAUUUUUGUUUUAGCUGUGCCGAUCAACUAAAAGAAGCUUACUUAUUUAUUACUAAAGCUCGAAAAGCAGACAAAACUUUACGUUUGGAUUACUGUAAAUCAGAUUCCGAUAAUAAUAAGAAAUUUUUUGAAUGGGUUGGGGUUGGUAAAGAAUAUACAAAGGUUGAUCUCAAGAAAAGGGAGACAGAGGAGGAGCAAAUCAGCUUCGGAAGCAAUACACUUUUUGAUGAAAACACAAAUUCGCAAGGCUGUGUUCAAAAUGUGCAUGAGGAAAACUUUCAUGAAUCUGAAGUAUUAAAUUCAUCAAAGUCCAUUUUAUCUAAACAUAUUCAUUCCAAGGCACAUCGUAAGAAAAAAAAUAUAACAAAAUCAGAAAUCGAACAAAAUAAUGAAGAGGUUUGUGGAAUCUGCGGGAAGUCAAUGAUUAAAACGCAGCUCUUACGUCAUUCUUGCAACCGAAGUGUAGAGUCCUUUCUCUGCAAAUCGUGCCCUCGCACCUUCAGACAUCGCAGUACUUUAACACAACAUGAACUUAUACAUGAAAACAACAGGGAGCGAAAGUUUGACUGUGGAGUGUGCGGAAGAAAGUUUUAUACACAAAUGGCACGCAGAAAUCAUUUGAAAACACAUGAUCCCAGUCGGAAACCAAGAUUUCACUGUAGUGAUUGUGGUCAAUCUUUUUUGUUUAAAGGCAAUCUUUUAGUGCAUCAACAAAAACAUGCUGGUCAAACUAUUCAAUGUACAUAUUGCCAGAAACGCUAUGUACGUGCGGUAGAUCUAGAAGUCCACCUACGUAGUCACACAGGCGAUACACCGUUUAAGUGUGAUAAGUGCGAAAAGGCUUUUACAAAAAGGUCCACAUUACGAAAGCAUUUACAAUUACAUGAGGGUAUCCAAUGGAAGUGUGAAGAUUGUGGAAAACAAUAUUUAUAUGAAUGGACGCUUCAAAGGCAUCGUUUAGAACACACUGGCUUGCCGUUAAAAUGUUCAAUUUGUGGAAAGGAAUUUCCUGAAAUGUACAAGAUACGGCGUCAUAUCAAGUGUGUUCACAAAAUAAACUUGUCCGAAUUGGAAAACUUCGUUGUGAGAUUAACGGAUAAAAAGAAACGUGGUAAUUUAUCACCAAAUUCUUUUGACGCGAAAAAAAAUGCUAAAGAUUUCGAUCUGUUGAGGACGUGCAAAAAUACAAAGUAGUAUCUCCUUAUCAAUUCGUGUUGUGGUCCAACGAAGUUUAUGUUAUUUCACUUCCAAUGAUUAAUAAAGUUUCUUAAGCAAGCAAAAACGCGUCUGUCGAAAUUCGGUCAAUACUCUAGAUCGGGGUGACCAAAAGGACAGAAACCGCGGCACUACAAGUCAAUUUCCUUCUGUGAUCAUUGCAAAUGAAACUGCUGUAAUGUUUUUGGAUCCCAAACUCCCUUCACUGAAACCUGUAGUUCAUUGUGCCGUCUGAUCUUACGAAACUUUUAUGUGCAGUGUGCUCGUUAGUAAGAUUAGUGAAACCUUCUAUUGCUAAGUUGUUGUUGUUGUAACGGCUAUCUAUUCCCCGCUUAGGUGGUAAGGUUCUAGUUGAUUGUCGUCGAAGUCAUCUAACGGCAGGGCCAGGAAACGAGCUCUUUCGACGGGGUCUGACCAUAGGAAAAAAGGUGUUAGAUGCCUGUACUUCCUUGGGUAAGCAAAGUUGGUGCAUGCUGAACAUACAUUUGGUCUGUCGGGAUCGAUAAGUAGGAGUUUAGCCUGCUACAGUACCCAGAGCGAAGUUGCGCAAGGGUCACUCUAGUUUCUCGUGGUAAGUCGAGCUCUUCAUCUGCGAUGGGUGGUGGUUUAAGUCCAAGUACACCAUUCACUGAGAGGGAGUCGGUGAAGUUGUAAAUUAUUCCACUGUGAAGUCUGGUCUUUUGUGUCUGAAGUUUGGUCGGCGUAUUGUUCGAAGUCGUCGAAGGAUGACCUAUUGAUGUUCCGAAAAGGUGAUUCCGCUUCAAGCAGACGACUGCAGGGAUGGUUUCUGCGAAAACCUUGGUUAGAAAGUUUACUUCCGUUGAGCCAAGGUGUUUUAGCAUCAGCAUGUUUAUUCCAUCUGGGCCAAUAGAUUUAUGGUAGAUGAUUUUGCCUUGUUGAUGACACUCCGAACCUCCUUAUUUGUGAAACUAAGUGGCGCGCAGUGUGUGUGAACCGAGUGGGCACGGUCAUCGAAUUAGAUUUCAACCCGGUCGUCAUGUCUCCUCGGAUUUGACAAGGCCUUGACGGUAUUCCAAAGCUUACUCACACCGGUGGAGAGCUUCUGCUGGUUUUCCAUGUGCCAAAUCUCCAAAUCCGGAGAGCUAUUACAGGUGCCCAAAAUUCUGAUCUUUGUCAUUUAUUAUGCAGAAUGUCGAAUCGUCUAUCUGUUCCACUAGCCCCAUUCCCCUACAAUCGUUUGACAGGCAGAAGUGCCAAAGAUCGUGGUGCGGGGUCAAGUCGCCAAAUAUCAAACGGUUUUCACCACGAAGUAGCUCACCUAUAUUUGGAUGAUAUCCUGUUAGUAAACAUCACAGCUUUGUGCAGCAUUAAAGCUAGGCCUACACCAUUCUCUUGCUCGCGAUGGAUUACGGUGAAACCAGCACAACUCAGAAAAUCUAAGCGGCUGUUUAACUUGGUUUCUUGGUCCACAAUUAUCGAUACGCAUUCCCGGCUCAUGAAUGCAACUGACUCCUCGAUCUUACUCUGGAGUCCGUUGCAGUUAAAUUUGAUUUGUCUCGGGUGUCUAGGGGUGAGGGAGUGGCGUGUAGGUGGUGGUUGUUGCAACUGUAGAAUCCGCAGGGACGGUUGUCGCACUGUGGUGUUGUUUGGCGACACCAUUGUAGGGGGCUUGCGGGGCAGACUCCUGCAGCACGGGGCAACGUACGACACACCCCACUUACGAGUGGUGCGCAGGCCGGAAUACGGGAAGUGAGACCAGCCAGUACAAGAACUGCACUUGACUAAUGUGACGUUCCGACGUAAGGCGGUCUGACACACGAACAGAUAAAAGUAAAUCUCUAAAAAUCCAUUC
Messenger RNA from Bactrocera oleae (olive fruit fly), 3430 nucleotides. Its product is annotated as zinc finger protein 260. The record is from RefSeq and is a predicted model, not a curated record. Lineage: Eukaryota; Metazoa; Arthropoda; Insecta; Diptera; Tephritidae. Gene Ontology annotation, cellular component: nucleus. Gene Ontology annotation, molecular function: zinc ion binding; DNA-binding transcription factor activity, RNA polymerase II-specific; sequence-specific DNA binding. Gene Ontology annotation, biological process: regulation of transcription by RNA polymerase II.